Mesorhabditis spiculigera is the source of this 1560-nucleotide messenger RNA. The record is from the annotation of a GenBank genome assembly. NCBI's taxonomy places the organism in Eukaryota, Metazoa, Nematoda, Chromadorea, Rhabditida, Rhabditidae.
AUGGCUCCGGAAGUUAGGCAAGAGAAAGUGGUGCCGAUUGAACAACGUUUCAAGUGUGAUAUCUAUGGAAUGGGACUGGUUAUUUGGGAGACAAUGACGAGAAGACCUUUUCUACGAAAAGAAAAAUACUACAACCAGGAAGAUCAGCAAGGAAAUACCCCAGGAGCGCAGCUCUUAUCCCUUGUGCAAAAAACGCUGGAGCUGGAGACGGACUUCGAUGAUUUGAUCAUGAACUUUCGGCUACGGGGUCAUCAAUAUUGGACCGAACGUGGCUGGCAACUCGGUUUCGACGCAUGGGACGACAUGGUCCCUGAUCUAUGGAUCUCCUCUACCUCAGAUACGGGCUACGAGGUGGCGACGGCGACACCAUAUGGCGUCAAUCAUCCCUGGAUGAGUUGGCCGGGCACCAAGUGGGAGAUUCGGAUGGAUUUUGAGGCCGUGCGACGGGCUAGCGUGAAUUCGGCGCGUUACGGGUCGCAGUUUACCAGACCGGUCGGAGAAAUCCUAAAGCGCGCACUGGCCGAUCGGGUGCGGUCAAUGGGUCGUUUCGACGCUUACCCGGAAAUUGAGAACUGGGCAUCAUAUGAGAACGUAAGGUCGAGGUGGGCUGAACGCUGGGAUCGCGUAGAAGAAUUGGAAACCCUGCCUCUGAAAUACGUUUUCAACCCCAACCGGCCACCGACAGUCGGCGAUGAAAGAGCAUGGCCGUUUAGCUUGAAGACCCAGUGGGAUGCUCCGCCCCCUAAAUCCAAGGCACUCCCAACGCCUAAACAAAAGGCAUUCAUCGAUGCUCACGCGUUCUAUGAACGCGCUUUUCGCUACCUAAUCUAUUGGCAGUUGCGUCAAAAACAAUUUAUUCUACACUUGCUCAUCGACGAUUUACUAGCCAAAACCGAAGCACUUGGCGAUGACAUCCCGGCGUACCCAAUUUUCGUCAUGGGAAAUGGGGAUCACUUUGGUGCCCUACUCGUGUUGUGGAAGAAGGAAUCGCUCGGCUUUGAUCCUGAAGUUCCGCUACUACGCGGGCCGGGCUUCACACCUAUACAGAUAAUUGAUGCGGCUCUACAUCUUGAGGAUGCGCAUUAUUAUGGCAAAAACACCGACGACGAAUGGUCCCACCAACUUCGUCAAAAAUGGGAUGAUCGCAUUUAUUCGGAUAUGCCAGAUUGCUAUACGGGCGUUAUGAUGGUCCAUUUCUCCGAACUGCGGCCAAUUUUGGCAAAAAUCGCCGCCCGAUUGCGCGUGUUUAUCAAAAUGGGCGACCCCCAGUUGGGUGACUACAAAAUUCAGCUUGAUGACGUGCAGCUCGCAGAGAAAAUGGCCUACGAGCAAGAUAUGCAACAAGAAUUUGACAAUUUUUGGAGCUCGAGGAAAAUCAUAAAAGUAGCUGACGUGAAAGUUGACGAGCUGAAACGCGAGAUUAUCGCCUUGCAAUUAAAACACGACGAUGCCGUGCGAUCAUCAAAACCUAGAAAGAAGAAAAGGGGCAAAGGAGGGAGAACAUGCUAUUUGAAUCGGCUUCGACAUCGGUUCACCAGCCAAAGAAUCUUGGCUACCACG